AUGUCAGAUUGGAACACUUUUGGAUGGACUGCCAAUGGCAUGUAUCCCGAACCCAACGCCGCUGAACUCUUGCCAGCGAGAAAUAUUGCCAUCCCUGAUAUAUGGAUUGAUGAUGGAGAAAAGCCUCACGCUGGUAUAGAGCGUCACAAUGCUACAAUGGUGGCAUGCGCCUUUAGAAGUGACCGGGAAUUUCCCACUCUGACCGAUAUGCUGAUGAUGAUUGACCAAUCUGGCGUUGUUGUCGACCAACCCGAGACCGACAUUGAUCCAGAUUUGCCCGAGCUGUCUGCGGAUAUGGAACAAGCGAUGGUAGACGAAGACGAAGCCAAAGAGAAGCUGCGAACACAAGAGAUGAUCACCCCCUCGAAUAAAAGUACGAAAGAAGAGAAAGAAGGCGAUUCCGCUCGCAAGACCAAGAAGCGUGAAUUGUUCUUCAAGUUUCUAGAUAGGGAGCUAGCAGACAAGUCAAUACGGGAAGAUUUCUCCUUGUUUUACCGUAGUUACCACGAUUCGAUUGCCCGAAAUCUGGUGCUACAUGCGAAAAUCGGACGUAAAAGACUUUACCAGAUCAACUCUGAUGGCUUCCUCGUCAAGUUUUGGGAUUGGAACAGUCAGCUUGAGAAUUACAUGUGGGAGACACGGGUCUCAGAAGAAGGUCUCGAAUACGAGAAUUUCAUGGUUCCUCUUUUCGCUGCCUACAGGCGUAACGAGCACUGGGAAGGUAUAAUGAAAGUUGUUUCCAAUGCCGACAAUUGCGCAAAGUAUCGACAACUGCUAUGCCCUGACUUCAAGGAUGCCUCCAGCUCCUCUCUAGCUGGCGUAUAUUUCCUUCAUCCCCCUUGGAACCUCAAAGCUGUGUCUUCGGAAGCGGUUGAAGAUGAUGACCUCCUCACCGUCUACGAGUCUCAUCCCAUGGAAGCUUCUGGGUACCUGGGUUAUACUCAGCUGUUCAGACAACGAUACGCUGGUCACAAAAAAGAGCCGGUCAACUCUAGGAUGGAACAGCGAUACCGAACGAUACCCUUCCGGAGAUGGAGAAUGCACAUUGUAGCCGAAUUCGACAAGGAAUCGCUGAUAUCGGGAGAAGCUAUUCAUUUCGUUGAGCACUUUCUGCUCUCGGCAUUCCAUUUCACCGACGAGGAUCAAGGAGGGUGCAACUACAAUGUGGUAGACCGUUUCGGAUACACUAUGGUUAUCUUGCCUCUCGAUGUGGAACGGCUUCUGCGUACUUUCGAUAGGAUCCUAGAGCAAGAUCCCACUCAGCUUCUUCCGGACUCUUACGAUGUACAUGCUUGGCAUCAGAUCACCGAUCCCAUUCUUCUGCCUGAUACGAAAGCUUCCAUGUCAACAGUCGCCAAAAUCGUAAUCGAAACCACUCGAGAGCAUAUACAUAAAGACGUCAAUCCUGUACACCUGGAUGAUUACGUAGAUCGUAUGGGCAAUCCCGACAGAAAUGCCGAAUUUCUCCAGACAUUCCCCGAUCACGUUUGGAUCCGACCAAGAUCUGCCAAUCGCGUGGCUCGACUGGCUAUACCUCCGCUUUCUCGACAUGAUCCCCGUAAUCCUGUACUGGCGUUGGAUCAGUUAACAAGAAAGGUUAUGGAAGCUAUUCGAUGGGUAGAUGAGAAUCCUAGACAACCAAAACCGAAGACCAAGAAGAAAAGGCAUUCACACCCGGUUCAGGAGGAUGACGAUGAUUCAGAUUCUUAA
Messenger RNA from Kwoniella mangroviensis CBS 8507, 1710 nucleotides. RefSeq lists its product as uncharacterized. Lineage: Eukaryota; Fungi; Basidiomycota; Tremellomycetes; Tremellales; Cryptococcaceae. The record is from RefSeq and is a predicted model, not a curated record. Bases 1 to 1710 code for a protein of 569 amino acids. The transcript has 9 exons.